Molecule: messenger RNA, 4651 nt
Organism: Microstroma glucosiphilum
Lineage: Eukaryota; Fungi; Basidiomycota; Exobasidiomycetes; Microstromatales; Microstromataceae
Exons: 1
Coding region: 317-4396 (1359 amino acids)
Biological process (GO): regulation of transcription by RNA polymerase II
Cellular component (GO): nucleus
Molecular function (GO): RNA polymerase II cis-regulatory region sequence-specific DNA binding; DNA-binding transcription activator activity, RNA polymerase II-specific
Source: RefSeq, a predicted model, not a curated record
UCAAACCAUCAAGGGGGUCAAGGGGGUCCGGCACUUCCUUCCCCACGCAUCUCUUCACCUCUUCAUCCUCCCCAACCUCUUCCUCUUGAUCACCACCCGUUGAACAUUCGGCUCGUUCCUACCCCGAUCUUCUCCUCGCUUGCGCAUCGGCUACUCCAGUCGCCUCGACAAGUACGGCGACCUCGCGCAGCAUACAGACACUAUCCCAGGCUUCAGCCAGUCUGUCUGUCUGUCGGAGAUCAUCGGCUCCAAAGGUCACAACGAAUCAUCAAUCUCUCCACCAUAGGCUCAACUUCGUGACCCGCUCUUGCUCUCGAUGCCUGUCGGGCCUUCGACGCCCCGGGAGAGAGACAAGAGGCCGAGGAGCAUUAGUCCCUCGGAUCGGGCUUUGCCCUCCAGCGCUUACCGGCGGCAUCAUGCUGAUGGGUCAAUAGGGCGUGACGAGGGUGUUCGGCAGCGACCAUGGGAAGACGAAGAGGUUGAUGAGCUCGCAGAACACGAUCCGCUUCGAACGGAUAGCGCUGCUGAGACAUCGGCAGCAGUCAGUAGCGCCAGUCCUCGGACUUACCGAGCAGAACCCGCAUCAUCUCCUGGCCUUACCAAGAUCAAGUCUGCUGCUAGGGCGAGAGUCCUACCUCCCCCACCGCCCCAAACUUCGAGGUACGAUCCGAUCUCCGCUGAGUCGUCGAGCCGCUAUCAGCAAUCUCAGCCAAUGUCAGCCUCAGCGUCCUCUCCUAUCUCACAUCGGGCCGAGCCCCAGGAUGGCUCUUGGCGGCUUCCCAUGGACCAUGGACGUGACGGACUGGUACAGUCGGGUAGCAGUAAAGGCUUGCUUCCUCAUUCGCCUCUUCAGGGCUCUGAAGAACGGGAGUCGCAAUCUAUUGCACGAGAGACUUCAGCGCAGAGCUCUCGGUAUCCUCGUCCUUUGUCCUCUCGACCAGAGAUGACGGGACACCAGCCUCUCCAUCCGGAUUCGUUCAGAAUGCGCGAAGCCAGCGCCAGCAGAGGCAGCAUUUCGAGGCCAGGAUUGGGAGAUAGCUGGGCGAAUGAAGGCUCAAGCUAUCCAUUACUCAGAACAGCCUCAAUUGACAGCGGCUAUGCCGGGCAUUCUCGGGAUAGCUCAGGUCCAACGGCAGUUGACGCAACCUCUUCGAAAGAGUUGUACCGGCCUCCGCUUGCUGGCUUAGCAGGCUAUCCCUCUCCCCAUCCUCAGUCCGAUCACUACCAGUCUUAUGCCGGACCAAGCCCCGCAUCUCGAGAGCAAGAUCGGAGGUACAGCAUCCAGCGGUCUCACUCUUCCGGGUCAGGUCUCGGUGACGACGAUCUUACCGAUGCCAGCUCAGCUUCACCACCCGUUUCAACGCAUGCAAUGUUCCCUCCCAAUAGCAGUCGCUCAACACCAUCGAUGUCGCUUGCAUCGCACCGUCACGGCUCCAGCGGACGGAUGCUGCCUCCUCUUUCCAGUAUCACCAAUUCCCUGCAAGGAUACCCAAUACCCGCGUCCACUUUCUCAACGCCAUCCCAUUCAUCAUCAUCCGCUACAACAAUGAGCACUUCCACUAAGAAGAGAACUUGGGCCGAUCUUGCCGCCAGGGAGAGACAUGACAUCUUUCAAGGGACGCUGGAAAGAUUCAUGAUCCGUCGAACAGAGGCUGAAGCGGCUGCUCUGUCUAGUCCACCGCUUGCAUCCUCAUUGGCAUCCGAACAACGGCUUCGACACGCUCGCGAGGAAGCCGGUGAUGCAUACUUCGUCACCAUCAGCUGUACUCAUUCUGGCGUAGCGCAGAAGAGCUACGGACACGAGAAACGCUUCUUGUGUCCGCCUCCGAUUGUUAGGCUUAGAGGACCUGGAUACUCCACUGCGCCUCUGCUACCUGAAUCUGCACGGCACGUUCAUCUCAGGAUGAACAUCCUGCCCAUGGCGGACAGCAGCAGUCUUGCUGCCUCACUCACUGGAGCGGGUCUGCAUUCAGGAGGAAGCGGAGUCGUGUCUGAAGACAUCGUGCUAGAUCGCUCUCUGAACGCCAAGUUUGGUCAUCUACACGUAGGAGCAAGUACAAAGAGCGCAAAGACGUUUCAGCUGCAGCUACAACUCUUCGAGCCGGUGACUAAUCAGCAAGAGCAUUCUCAGCGGUCAUCUUCUUAUUCUGCUAGCAUCGGGCCUUCUCCCGCCAAGUCUCCGAGACUGUACAACGCAUCAGAGUCUUUCCCGACGCCCGGAACCUCCACUUCACCUGCAUAUGCCUCUCCUUCAUCCUCGUCGGGAUACUUUCACCCCGGCAACGUUGAUAUGUUGGGCGGACGACCUGCUUCGCGAUAUACGGCUUCCGGGACCACAUUGCCCAUGCAGCAAGACAUCGUAUUGGACUGCACCAGCGAUCCUAUCACUGUCAUUUCGAAGCCGUCUAAGAAGACUACUCGGGCAAAGACGUCGAGCACGCAGAUCACACCUGAGCUAGCCAUCUGUCUAUUCAACCGAGUCAAUAGUCAGAAUGUCCGGACGAGGUACAUGGCUGUGGACCAAGGGAAGCUAUCGGCUCGCAACGACUCAUGGACUACCUUCUAUAUGAGGCCUGUUGGUAGGACUCGAGUAGGACACGAGACUGUCAGUGACGCGGCGGCAGGUGAAGGUGCGGCAGUCACGUACGGAUCAAUCGUGGUGCUUGAGGUACCUGGUAUCGGGGUAGUGAGCGACGAGAUGAUAGUCUGCAAAGUGGAGAAGGGCAAGAUCAUCGUGCCUGCCAGUACAGGAUCAGCAACCUCGUCUUCUUCUUCUUCUUUGGGACAAGGACAAGAAGCAGGAGGGACGGAGGGUGGACCAAUCAGUCAGAUGCAAAAGGUCGCUUUCAUGAAGUAUGAGCCGGUGAAGGCCACGGGCAAAUCCACGCUUGCGCCACCGCCUUCUCACAGUCGAGACGAUCAGCGCUCCGCCUCUCCGGCUGCCCGAAUGUUCCUCUGCUCUGCUCCCGCCGAUCCUUGGUGGCGACCAAUGGGGGCGAGCGAAGGCGACUUUCCCGCCUCUGCACGGCCGCAACUGGCAACCCGGAUCUCUUCGGCAUCGUCUUCCCUCUCAACGUCGACCGCCACAUCAGAGUCCACGCCCAAUCUGAGUGUCCCUCCAGGAGGACAGUCAUCGUCUCAUGCAACUUCGCUACCUUCGCUUGGAAGUGAUGAGACGGAAAUGUCGUCGCCUCCUUCAGCACCACCGUCCUCCUCGCGCUUGCUGCCGCCCAAGUCGGUGCCGGCACGUUCGCCUUCGAUGGAGGCAGACAAUGCACUCUCUCGUCAGUCUAAAGGUGCGCCCUCUCCGCCUCCUACUGAAGGUCUGCGGGAGCUGAAAGGGAACGAUGACGGCGCAAGCUCAGCGCCAUCUUUCAACGCAGUCGUCAAGUCACCCAGCCCUUUGCCACCUGCUCCCCGGGUCGGUGGGCAAGAUGCACCGUCACCAGGGGCUGCAGUCACUGGUACUCAGUCUACCCCGACCUCGGUCUCGCGAACUCCCUUCAAUGUUAGCGAGAGCCUCGCACCAACACCGUUGACGUUCCUCCCAGCAGGAAAGGAGAAGGGAGUGCAAUCUCCUUCAUCUGCAGCCAACAAAGCUGGUGCGGGUAGUGGAUCAGGAGAGGAAAUGACGAUGGAUUCGGAGAGGGAGCAAGACGUUGCAGAUGACGCCUUUUGCUGGAGCAUCGUUGGUGCUGCCUCCUUCGAGUAUUCCUUCUGCCGAGUGGACAGUAGUCAACAAGAUGCUACGGAUGCGAACGAGGCAAGUAACGGUGGCGCAUCGGCUAGUGUCUCCAGGAGCGAGCAUCCCUACCACAGCGUCGCACCGUCGAUCCGAACGGCAUCCAGCGCCCAAUCGGGCACCCUGCGCACCCUUUCCACUCGCCCCUUCUACAUUCCCGAGACGCACGCACUGCAUCUACACGACAAGGAGGCCCUCUGGCACGGAAUGGCAAUCUGGCUAGGCAGUCUCGGACCGCUGCAGAGUGAAAUGGUCGCUUCACCCUUUGCUGGGCAGUACCAGUCGGCUCGACGCGAAGCUCCAGUCCUCUCGGUCAGACUACCACCCAUGCCUGAUCUCUUGAGGUACGGUGCUUCACUUGCAGAGAGGUCUGGUGAGCAACAGCAGGGCAGAGUGACUACACACUUGCCUACCUCCAGUACUGGCGCGAAGCCAAUUUCUACAGAGGACAAGAAGAAGACAGCCUCCUCCUCCUCGAGCGCACCUCCACCGCCUGCUUCCCUGCCUGUGCUGCUGGUAGGAGAGGCCAACGGGCUGAUUUGCAAGACGCCAUGGGCUCUACAACUUGUCAGGACAACGCAUGCUACCAAUACACGCCCGACGGCGACUCUCGGAAGGGACGCAUGGACGGUGCGGGUGGUAGCAGAGGUGUGAAGGAAGGCUCAAAGCCUGCAGCUCUCCCCCUUUGGUCUUCUUCACCUCUACAGACCAGCUUCUACAGCUGUCCUCCUCACCGGCCGAUUUGGGCAUCAAUCACUGGCUAGACUCUCUUCCCUCCUCCCCCUCCUCUCCACAUUUCUUCACCCUACCUUUCUACCUUAGCGAACCCUGCUAGACUGCAGUCCCGAUCUCUCAUCCAUUAGUCAGGGAUCUACCCGUCCCUCAUACAUACCAUGCUCCUAUAAUGCU